Molecule: messenger RNA, 2334 nt
Organism: Penicillium vulpinum
Lineage: Eukaryota; Fungi; Ascomycota; Eurotiomycetes; Eurotiales; Aspergillaceae
Gene: abp2
Product: putative ARS binding protein Abp2
Exons: 2
Coding region: 1-2334 (777 amino acids)
Molecular function (GO): DNA replication origin binding
Source: RefSeq, a predicted model, not a curated record
AUGGACUCCACCGAUCGCCCCAACCGAGGUGAGCUCGGCGGACCGCAAAUGGUCAUUCAACAAUAUGCGCGAUAUCCUCCAGCCUUGGAAUCGACGCUACAGAGUGCUUCCUCCUUAGGAAGUGCUCGCAGCCAAAUAGAUAUCAACAAAUCGCCUCCCUUGCAACGAAGAGAAACUCCCAGGAGCUUACAGUCUUCCCCAAGGGGCAUGCGUUCUGCUAUACCCCCAUCAUCGGCCAAUCGCUCCGGGACGUCCAUGUCUCCGCCAGUCUUUGACCCUCAUCGCCAUCAGCCGAUGAAAGAUCCUGCUGAUCACGCAGAUUCCCGAGUUCUUCCAUCACGGGAUAUCACUGACGAGACGAUUGAUGAUGCAUAUGUUUCAUUUAUCUUGUACUGCAAUCCUAAUGUUCCAUCCUCGGUUGACACAUCAGAUCUGCGAAAGACCUUCCGGUGUCUACCACGGAGUGAUGGGAAAAGCUUCAACAUCUUUACCCUAUUCGGGCUCAUUCGAAGACGGCUACAGAAUGAAGAGUUGAAGACAUGGAUUCAACUAGCAAUUGAACUGGGUGUCGAACCACCCUGCAUUGAAAAGAAGCAAAGCACUCAGAAGGUGCAGCAGUACACUGUUCGGCUCAAACGUUGGAUGCGUGCUAUGCAUAUUGAUGCUUUCUUUGAAUAUUGUAUGGGACUGCCUCAUUCUUACUAUACACAGCUACCGCCAUCUGGCCCUUUCGUCAGUGAAUCCCGUGAUGGGGUAUUAUUGGAAGAAGAUCUCGCACUCAGGGCACUUGUUCCACAAUGGAAGCCAAAGCGGGGAAGGAAAAGGGUCGAGGACAGGUACAGUGAAGAAGACAAAACGAUCAAGCGGCCCCAGUUGGAUACAUCUGUGGGCGCCCUACAGCAGGGUAGUUUCCAGUCCCACUCGGUGACAUUCCCACAGAGUGCGAUUCCAUUCAGUGCAUUUCCUGAUGAUAUGGAACAAAAUGACCCCUGGAUAUCGGCUACCUCCUCAUUUCCAAAUGGUUCAGGGCCAGAUCAGCAAAAUCAAGAUUUACGCUGGAGACUCGCUGAACGGGAUGCCUCUCCUGCUAAUUAUCCACAGUCUGCUAUCAUUCCCCGCAGUCAUCUACCAUCAGAGGUCCUCAUGUCUGCAGAGCCACGGUCGGCAGUCACUCCAUCAACUGGCGAAAAGAGCCGUUCUAGGAGGCGACAUGGCCCUGCAGUUUCAUCUGCUUGGCCGAACAGCAACGGCUUGUCAGCCGGGAAAGGCCGCGGGAGGCCACCAAAUAAAGGGUCAUCAUCGGGUUCCUUUUCUACCUUCCAGGUCAAUCCUAGUCGGGAAUCAUCACAGGCACCCAAUCCUAAUACUCAAGCUCCUUCCCUUAACAGAAAUACACCCCAAAUAUUUCAGACCCCAUCUCACAAUCAACCUCCGACGCCAUCUCAAAAUACACCUCCAACAUCUAUCUCUCAGGGGAGGCCCAACAAACUUCAGUUGCAGGUUCCUCAACAUUCAGGGGCGCCAGUUCGACUUGCCACCCCACCGAGACUAUUAGUUAACGGUGUGAAUGGUGCUGUCAUUCCCGGCUCUGAAGGGCCCAAUAGUUCCAGAAACUAUCCCGUCACAGAUACCCCAAAGAAUGGUAUCACUACUCAAGCACCUCCCGCCAGUGGGCAAAGCAAUACGAUCACUACCCAGAAUCCCUCCAUGGAUGACAUGGUUCAUGCACUUUCUGCAGACCUUCUUCGUGCUAAGUUGAUAGGGCGGACGGGGACUCUCGCUCCCAACGAGGCGGGUGCGCUGGCCUCAGCGGUGGUGAUCAAUUUGUCUUCACUAUAUUCACAAUUCCGACUUGGCACUCCUUCACUACUGCUGGCCUUCCAUCUUGGCGUUGGUCAUCAUUUUGGAUUCACAGGCGCUACCCCAGGGCCACUGGUUGUCAAGGUUGAACGUGCCGUCCCAAGCAGUGAUGGAAAUAGGAGUGCUCCUGCCUCUAAAGAAUCGUUCAAUGGGGCUCAUUAUACAAUCUCCCACGAAUACAAAACUUCAAGCCAGUUCUCGAUCCAAAUCACACUUGCAAAUGUCAAUCCCAGUGUGGGGGGGACUAUUAUGUCUGACCACGCAAGCUCGACUAUAGGUCCGAGUCAUGAAAAUAUUGACAACAAUAAGACGGUGGAUCUGGAUUUUGAUGAUGACGAUCCCAGCCAGCCUGUUUCCGAGGCAACAUGGAAGCAGCGUUACACAAGACUCCGUGCUCAGAUGCAGAAGAAGGACCAGGCUUUAUCGCAAUACAAGCGAAAGAUCGUGGAAUCUGUCAUGGCAGACAUACUAUAA